Messenger RNA from Acytostelium subglobosum LB1, 855 nucleotides. RefSeq lists its product as hypothetical. The record is from RefSeq and is a predicted model, not a curated record. Gene Ontology annotation, molecular function: ubiquitin protein ligase activity. Bases 1 to 855 code for a protein of 284 amino acids. The transcript has 3 exons. Lineage: Eukaryota; Evosea; Eumycetozoa; Acytosteliales; Acytosteliaceae.
AUGAAACCAUCAACAAAGACAAAGAAAACAGAUAAUUUCACAGGAGAUAGUGCAUUACAUAACUCUGAGAAAGACUUGUUCACACCAAAGUCACCAACAAAGGGAUUCUUUAAAGGUGGCUUCUUUGGUGGAUCAUCGUCGUCGUCAAGCAACUCACCAUCAUCAGUAUCGACAUCUCCUAAAUUACCUUCACAGUUGGCUAUGAAUGUUAGCCAUGCGAUGCGUAUACCUACAACACCAUUAAGCUUACAAGGUGCAAACAAUGCUGUCUUCUCAGGUUCACCAAUACUCACUUCAACUACAUCUACAACAUCUACAACAUCAACGACAUCAACAACAUCUACAUCAACUACAUCCACCUCACCAAUGCUUAUCAGGAACUCACCUCCACUUAUCAAUACAUUCCAAGAGUUGCGAAAGUAUGACAAAGAGAAUGAAGAUCUAGUGAACAAACUGUUAGAAAGAGAGUUGAUGGAGGCAGAGGAUAGGGAGCUAGCGAGGAAGAUGCAGGAGGAGAUGCAGUUGAACUUUGAAGCGAAUGCACAACUGUAUCAAGAGGAGGGAGAGGAGGAGGUGGAUCUCUCUUAUGAAGCACUCUCAAAGUUGGAGCCUGUAAAGGUGGGCGCCACUGAGAAACAAAAGAAACUCAUCAAGGAGAAGAAGUACACCAAGCCAAUAAGAUCAUCGAUCACCUACGAAGAGCAGAGAUGCGCAAUAUGCUUGGAAGACUUUGAUGAGACUACAACGGUCAAGGAGUUGACCAACUGUCAACAUCAAUUCCAUCCAAAUUGUUUGGAUCAUUGGUUGCAAGCGAGCAAGAAAUGUCCAUUCUGUAGAGUUGAGUUGCCUUCAUGA